This is a messenger RNA of Manihot esculenta (cassava), 315 nucleotides long. RefSeq names its product BTB/POZ and MATH domain-containing protein 2-like. The coding region runs from base 1 to 315 and encodes 104 amino acids. The transcript is spliced from 2 exons. Gene Ontology annotation, molecular function: protein binding. Gene Ontology annotation, biological process: protein ubiquitination. Lineage: Eukaryota; Viridiplantae; Streptophyta; Magnoliopsida; Malpighiales; Euphorbiaceae. The record is from RefSeq and is a predicted model, not a curated record.
AUGGAUCAGAGUGGGAAAGAAUGCCACAAGAUUCAUACCCAUUUCGGAACAACUCUUGAUAGUGGACCUUACGCACUCAAACAUCGAGGGAGAGUUUUAAACGAUUUUUUUAGAAGAGAUCUACUAGAGACAUCAGAUUAUCUCAAGGAUGAUACCUUGGUAGUUCGGUGUUGUGUUGGUGUCGUUAUAUACGCAGAGGAAGAGCCUCACCCUCAAUUUGGGCAUAGUUUAGGCAAUCUUGCAGGAAGUGGAAGCAGAAACGAUGUUAAUUUUCAAGUUGACGGAGAAGAAUAUGCUGCCGAGGAGCUCAAGUAG